Messenger RNA from Cyprinodon tularosa, 2603 nucleotides. RefSeq names its product extracellular calcium-sensing receptor-like. Lineage: Eukaryota; Metazoa; Chordata; Actinopteri; Cyprinodontiformes; Cyprinodontidae. Bases 33 to 2603 code for a protein of 856 amino acids. The transcript is spliced from 6 exons. Gene Ontology annotation, cellular component: membrane. Gene Ontology annotation, biological process: G protein-coupled receptor signaling pathway. Gene Ontology annotation, molecular function: G protein-coupled receptor activity. The record is from RefSeq and is a predicted model, not a curated record.
UGCUGUCUGGUUACUUUGAUUGUUCAGACAGCAUGGUGUCUGCACAGAGGUGGGCAGAGUAUGGUUGCACACUUUUACAGUUACUGUUGUCAGUGUCUUUCUCACAGACUGAAGAGCCAUUCUGCAGACAAAUUGGGGAUCUUGAGAAACCUCAAUUGUUAAAGGAUGGAGACAUUAUGUUGGGUGGAAUCUUUUCUUUUCACAGCAGCUGGAAGAACAAAGAAAAUACUUAUACAGAAAAACCACUUCCACUGGAAUGCAUCAGCUUGAAUUUCAGAGAGUUCCAAUUUGCUCAGUCUAUGCUUUUUGCCAUUGAGGAGAUAAAUAACAGCUCAAAGCUACUGCCGGGGAUUUCACUUGGUUAUAAUAUCUAUGACACUUGUGGCUCCAUUGCCAGAAGUGUGAAAGUUGCACUUGCCUUGACAAAUGAUAAUAGCAACAUUUCUUCAACCUCCAUAUGUAUGAAAGCAGCACGAGUGCAAGCAAUAAUGGGAGAAACUUCCUCCUCUCCAAGCACAGCAAUAGCAACUGUUAUUGGACCAUUCAAUAUCCCGCUGCAGAUCAGCCACUUUGCCACAUGUGCUUGUCUCAGUGAUAAAACCAACUAUCCCUCCUUUCUCAGAACGGUACCCAGCGACUAUUAUCAGAGCAGAGCUCUGGCUCAUUUGGUCAAACAUUUUGGUUGGACUUGGGUUGGGGCUGUAAGAACCAACGAUGAUUACGGUAAUAAUGGUAUGGCUACAUUUACUGAAACCGCAGAACAGUUGGGUAUUUGUCUGGAAUAUUCUGUAUCUUUCUUCAGAACAGAUCCAUUAGAAAAAAUUAAAAAGGUAACUGAAAUUAUUAAGUCUUCCACUUCUAAAGUUAUUAUUGCUUUUCUUUCCCACAUGGACAUGGAUGUCCUUAUACAUGAGCUGUCGCUUAACAAUUUGACUGGGUUUCAGUGGAUUGGCAGUGAGUCCUGGAUCUUUGAUUCUCAAAUUGCAGCGAUGGAUAAGAAUCACAUCCUGGACGGAGCAAUAGGCCUUUCUAUCCCUAAAGCACAAGUCAGUGGUCUCAGAGAGUUUAUGUUUAAUGUUAAACCGCUAAAUUCAUCCAAUAGUCAGUUAUUUAAUGAGUUCUGGGAGGCAUUGUUUAAAUGUAAGUUCAGGGAAUCCAAAUCAACACAACCUCUAAGCGUCUGUACGGGACAUGAGGACCUUACAGGAAUGGAAAACAGCUUCACUGACAUGUCCCUCAUGCCUAUCUUUAACAAUGUCUAUAAGGGAGUGUACGCUGUGGCUCAUUCUCUACAUGAAAACCUUAGCUGCAACAAAACAUGUAACAACAACGUACAGCUAGAUCCGUUUACGAUUUUACAGCACCUGCGGAAAAUAAAUUUCAAAACAAAGGAAGGUGAUGAAGUGUAUUUUAAUAAGUAUGGAGAUCCGGCAGCAAGCUAUGAAAUAAUAAACUGGCAACCAGGAGAAAACAAGACUGUGGACUUUGUCACGGUUGGAAUUUAUGACGCAACUUUACCUGCUGGCAAAAGGCUUAGUUGGAGAAACCAGACUUUAAUUUGGGCGAAAAACUCAAAGAAGGUCCCUGUUUCAGUUUGCAGUGAAACAUGUCCACCAGGAACACGCAAGACUCUACAGAAAGGGAAACCUGUUUGCUGCCAUGACUGUGUAAAAUGUGCAGAAGGAGAAAUAAGCAACAGUACAGAUUCUGUCACCUGUGUGAGAUGUCCCCCCGAAACCUGGUCAAAUGAAGAAAGGAAUGCCUGUAUAAAAAAGGAGGCUGUGUUCCUUUCAUAUGGGGAAAUUAUGGGAGCAUUGCUCACAGCAGCCGCUUUAUUCGGUACAUGCUUGACUGCCAUCGUCACAGCUGUUUUCUUCAGAUACAGAAAAACUCCUCUUGUCAGGGCAAACAAUUCUGAGCUCAGCUUCUUGUUGCUCUUCUCCUUGGCUCUGUGUUUUCUCUGCUCUCUCACUUUUAUUGGUCAGCCCUCCAACUGGUCCUGCAUGCUUCGUCACACGGCAUUUGGCAUCACAUUUGUCCUCUGUCUCUCUUGUGUUCUGGGGAAAACAAUAGUAGUGUUAAUGGCUUUUAAAGCUAAACUACCAGGAGGAAAUGUGAUGAAAUGGUUUGGCCCUACACAACAAAGACUCAGUGUUUUUACUUUCACUGUUAUACAAGUUACCAUAUGCAUUCUCUGGUUAACAAUUUCCCCUCCCUUUCCUUUUCAGAAUUUUAAUGAAAUGAAAGAUAAAAUAAUGUCAGAGUGUUCUCUGGGCUCAGCUGUAGGAUUUUGGUCUGUGCUUGGGUACAUUGGACUUCUUGCCAUGAUGUGCUUCACUUUGGCUUUUUUGGCUCGGAAACUACCUGAUAAUUUUAACGAAGCGAAGUUCAUCACAUUUAGCAUGUUAAUAUUCUGUGCUGUUUGGAUCACUUUUAUCCCAUCAUAUGUGAGCGCACCUGGGAAGUUAAGUGUUGCUGUAGAAAUCUUUGCAAUUCUAGCCUCUACUUUUGGAUUGCUUAUUUGUAUUUUCAUCCCUAAAUGUUAUGUAAUGCUACUAAAACCAGAAAAAAACACAAAAAAGAAUAUAAUGGGGAAGGUGUAA